CAAGUUUUGGCGUCAAAGAAAUGUAUCGAACGCAGAAAUUGAACGAAUAAUCGAGGAUUUCAUAGCGAAUGGUAUUUUAAAAAUGAGCAACGGGAACAGCUACAAUCACCAUCACCAAUUCCCGAUGAGCAUUCCAAUAUCGUGCUCGUCACACUCAAUUCAAUCACAAUCACGAAUGAACACUCUGAACGCGAAUAGGGAUCUCCUGUCUCCCGGCAACGACGUAAUUGUCACCAGAACCGUGUCACCGUCGUUUUAUUCGCAUGGAAUGCCGGCCCGGGAUAAUGUUUUUCGAAAAGACGAUCAUGUCAGGAUAUUGGGGAAUACAACGGACCCAGCGUGGUAUCGAGCCCGUAAUGCGAAUCAGGAGGAGGGUCUGGUUCAUGCAGAUUGUGUAGUGAGAAUAAACGGGCAAGCCUACGACAAUGGAAUUGUAAGAAUGAGAGCUAGCGGAUGUGACGUGGCUCCGGGAGCAGCUUCAACAACCUCCAGCACAUCAUCACAUCAUUCAACUGCAGCAAACCAUCAGCCAUGGUUUCAUUCAAUGAUUAGCAGAGAAAAUACUGAAAAAUUACUCCGCGGCAAACCGGACGGAACCUUCCUAGUACGUGAAUCCACAAAUUUCCCCGGCGACUUCACACUAUGUAUGUCGUUUCACGGAAAAGUCGAACACUAUCGCAUCGAACAGACGUCCGGCGGACAGCUGACCUGUGACAAGGAAGAAUACUUUUCCAAUUUGACACAGUUGGUCUCGCACUACAAACGUGACGCGGACGGUCUCUGCCAUCGCCUGGUAACUCCGAUUAUUUGUGAAACAGCGACAUUUUCAUCAAACGGAUCAUCGUCAUUUGGUUCAUCGUCGACAGUUGAUUUGGAAGAUCGAACAUCAGUAUUUCGACACGCGGGUCUAGUUAUUUCAUCGAACGAUAUUGAUGUUGGUGAUACAAUUGGACACGGAGAAUUUGGAGAUGUUCGAUUGGGAACUUAUAAGAAUCGAAAAGUCGCGUUAAAAGUGUCGAAAAGGCAUGGAAAUGGAAUGUUGGACUCAUUGCUGGAUGAAGCCAAGUUUAUGGUAGGUCUCUCGCAUCCAAAUCUAGUGACACUUGUCGGUGUUGUACUGGAUGAUGUGAAUGUCUACAUGAUAACUGAAUAUAUGGCAAAUGGUAAUUUAAUCGAUUUACUCCGAUCUCGAGGAAGGCAUGCGUUGGAGAGGAGGCAGUUGAUGAUGUUUGCGAUGGAUAUUUGCCAAGGAAUGUGUUAUCUGGAAUCAAAACAGAUUGUUCAUCGAGACUUGGCCGCUCGAAAUGUCCUACUCGACGAUGAUUUAGUAGCGAAAGUUUCGGAUUUUGGAUUAGCGAAAAAAGCAAACAGCCAGUCACAUGAUUCGGCUUCUGGCAAAUUUCCGAUUAAAUGGACGGCACCUGAAGCGCUUAGACAUAGUCAAUUCACCACAAAAUCCGAUGUUUGGUCAUUCGGCAUUCUUCUUUGGGAAAUUUUUUCAUUCGGACGAGUACCGUACCCAAGAAUUCCUAUCCAAGACGUUGUGAGAUAUAUUGAGAAGGGAUAUCGAAUGGAAGCACCUGAAGGAUGUCCACCGGAAAUUUUCAAGGUUAUGAAUGAAACAUGGGCUCUAUCGGCACAAGAUCGACCGUCUUUUGGACAGGUCUUGCAACGAUUGACAACCAUCCGAAAUACAGUAUGACAUCGGCGCACAUCUCGAAACUUCCAGAAAUCCAUCGAAUUUUCUAGUCCAUAUGAUGUUUCUGUUUUUUUUUCGCUGUUUUUUACACAAAUUUUGUCAUAUUUUAUUGUAAUUUCCCCCACACAUUUUUAGGCAUCGUUAUUAUAUAUUUUCUAAUCCGCUGCCGCGCAUUUCGGGAGAUCCUGGAAUUUAAAGGCACAGCGGUGUUUUUGGAUGGGUCCCACCGCGAAAAUUAUUAUGCGCCUUUGAAAUUUUUUUUUCGAUAUUCCUAAAAAUCACAAAAAACAUUUUUUUUUCUAAAUUAGAGAAGUUUUAGCCUUUCUUUCGAAAAGUCGAUUUUUUUGGUUUAAAUUUUUCUCGAUUUGAAAAAAAUUUCAAUUUUUAGUGAAAUCAAAGAAAAAACAUCAAGAAACUUCUAUUCGAAAGAAUUUUUUAAAAUUGUAUUUUCCGAAAUAAUUUUCUCUGUUGGGUCUCACCACGAAAAUCGUCAUGCACCUUUAAAUUUCCUUGCCCACACCUCUCCGAACGGCCGAUACCCAAUCUACGGUUUCUUCAAUUUUCCUCUGCAUUUUUCAUCGAUUUUUAAAAAUUUUUAUCGAAUAUUUUCACGUUUAAAAUUAUUAAUUUGCAACGAAUUUCCCUCAACAAAAAAUGCUCAAAACUCCGCCCCUUUAUUGGCAUAAUUUUUGCCGCCACGGAAAAUGCAAUAAAUUUUAU
Messenger RNA from Caenorhabditis elegans, 2419 nucleotides. It is a transcript of the gene csk-1, whose product is annotated as Tyrosine-protein kinase csk-1. The record is from RefSeq and is marked reviewed. Lineage: Eukaryota; Metazoa; Nematoda; Chromadorea; Rhabditida; Rhabditidae. Gene Ontology annotation, molecular function: non-membrane spanning protein tyrosine kinase activity; ATP binding; protein tyrosine kinase activity. Gene Ontology annotation, biological process: developmental process.